Molecule: messenger RNA, 1574 nt
Organism: Jatropha curcas
Lineage: Eukaryota; Viridiplantae; Streptophyta; Magnoliopsida; Malpighiales; Euphorbiaceae
Source: RefSeq, a predicted model, not a curated record
GCUUCUUUCUUCAUCUUUGUCUCUUUCCUUCUUCCUGCAUUAGUUCUUACAUCAUCUCUCUCUUUCUUAUUCCCUUUCUCCAGAAUCUAAAUUGCUCAACCGAUUUUUCUUACGUUUUUGGAUUUCAAUCCGCAAAUUUACUCUCCGACGCCAUGGAUCUAGCGCAAGAAGAGCUCCAAUUCUUAACCCUGCCUGAUAUUUUGAGGGAAUCAAUCUCAAUCCCUAAACGCUCUCCAAAAACCUUCUAUCUCAUAACCCUAACCCUAAUCUUUCCUCUAUCUUUUGCUAUUUUAGCCCAUUCUCUCUUUACUCAUCCUCUGUUGGCUCAUCUUGAGGACCACCCAUCAGCUGACGAGAACCAAACCCGCCAUGAAUGGACUCUUCUCUUGAUUAUUCAGUUCUGUUAUGUAAUCUUUCUUUUUGCCUUCUCCCUUCUUUCAACAGCUGCUGUCGUUUUCACGGUUGCCUCUCUUUACACGUCCAAGCCUGUGUCUUUUUCUUCUACCAUUGCUGCUAUACCCAAGGUUUUUAAGCGAUUGUUUAUCACUUUUUUUUGGGUAUCUUUGUUGAUGUUGCUUUAUAACUCUAUAUUUCUUAUUUUCUUGGUCAUUUUGAUUAUUGCCAUUGAUACCCAGAAUCCUAUUUUAGUGGUUUUCUCUUUGAUAGUGAUUUUUGUUCUCUUCUUGGUGGUCCAUGUGUUUAUAACUGCUUUAUGGCACUUGGCUAGUGUGGUUUCUGUGCUUGAGCCUGUUUAUGGGUUUGCAGCGAUGAAAAAGAGCUAUGAGUUGCUCAAGGGAAAAACUCGUGUGGCUGCAGUUCUUGUUUUUGGGUAUUUAGCAAUUUGUGGAGUUAUUGGAGGGAUUUUUGGGUCUGUAGUUGUGCAUGGAGGAGAAAGCUAUGGGGUUUUUACUAGAAUUGUUGUUGGUGGGUUUUUGGUGGGGGUUUUAGUGAUUGUAAAUCUAGUGGGAUUGUUGGUUCAGAGUGUAUUUUACUAUGUUUGCAAGAGCUAUCACCACCAGGGAAUUGAUAAGAGUGCUUUACAUGAACAUCUUGGUGGCUAUCUUGGAGAAUAUGUGCCUUUGAAAAGCAGCGUUCAAAUGGAGAACUUGGAUAUCUAACAGUGAGCUAACAGAUAAAGAAAUGGCAUCAUUUACUCAUGUUGGUUCCCCGAUCUUCUUCUUUCUCUAUCUCUGAACAUGUUUUUCUUCAGAUGAAAGACACAAACGUUCAAGUUGACUAGAAUAGGUUAUACAAGUCUUGAUCUUCAGUCAUUCAUUGACUAAUCUUACGAGAAGGAAAACUAAUCUUGAUUCUCGAGCCAUUAAUUCAAGGCUAGAAUAUGUUAAGGUUGAUCCUUUCGUUACCUAAUCUUACUAGAAGUAAAAAUUUGGUCUUUUGGGAUUCCCUUUUUAUCUGUCCUUUAGCUUUAAGCACAAUUGGCUUGGCUUCUUUCUUUCUUGCUUAUAUUUCCUAUAACAAUAUCUGUUAUUUAAUGUGAAUGUAUUGAUUUAGUUGACAACUCCUUUUGCUCCUCAAGAGAUAUGGUCAUGUAAAAAAUAUGGAUUUAUUCGUAA